AUGGGGAGCAUUGACUCGACCAGCCAACAGAAUGGGGCCACGGGCGCCCCAUCGGAGGACAAAGCCCUUGGUGAUCAAUAUCCAUUGCUUCCAGAGAGGGCUAAAGAAACAUCGGCGGAUGUCAACGGCGCGCCAACGGACAACAAGCUGUCCAACGGCUCAGCCUCGCAUGAGAAUCUGAUCCCAAAACUGUCAGACGCUCCAGCACCGCCGAUCAAGUACCCAGACUCGCCGUGGAAGCCCAAACUGGAGCUGGAGGAUCGAGGCAUCGACGAGGUCAGAAGUCUGCGCGUGGUCGUCAUCGGCGCCGGGUUGGCUGGAGUACUUGCCGGGAUCCUAUUACCAGCGAAGGUGCCCAAGAUCGACUUGACCAUCUAUGAGAAAAAUGCCGAUGUGGGUGGCACAUGGCUGGAGAACGUCUACCCCGGCGUGAGGUGUGAUAUUCCCGCCAACGUCUAUCAGUCCACGUUCGCCCCCCGAACUCAAUGGACCGAGAGAUUUGCCCAGGGUGCUGAGAUCCUACAAUAUUGGCAAGAUCGAGCUCGCGAAUACGACGUGUAUCGCUAUGUGAAGUUCAAUUCUUUCAUCCAGACAGUGCAAUGGAAUGAUAUAGAAGCCAAGUGGAUCAUCACCGUCCAGAACACCCAGACAAAGGAGACCUUUGUGGACCGGGCAGACUUUGUCCUGACCGCGGUCGGUCGCUUCAAUUACUGGAAGCUCCCAGACUAUCCCGGACUCUCAGACUAUAAGGGAGUCCUGAGGCACACAUCAAACUGGGACCCGUCCUUUGACCCCAAGGGCAAGAACGUCGCUGUUAUCGGCAACGGAGCGAGUGGGAUCCAGGUCGUGCCGAAUCUGCAGCGGGUUGUCAACCGUCUUGAUCAUUAUGCCCGCAACAAAACCUGGAUUGCGGGAUCCUGGGCCGGAGAUGAGAGGACUUUCGACCCACAAUACUACUCAGCCGAAGAACUGGAAUCUUUCAAAGAUGAUCAGACGUACUUGAAGUUCCGGAAAGAGCUGGAAGCGAAAUACUGGAGACGGUUUGGGUCCACUUUCAGAGGCGCCCAGGAAAACGAAGCAAUGCGUAAGUCUUUUAUCGAGAUCAUGCGCAAGAGGCUGGCCAAGAAGCCGGAAUUGUUGGACACCCUUGUGCCAGAUUUCAGCCCGAACUGCAGACGGCUUACCCCCGGCCCUGGCUAUCUGGAAGCCAUCACGGAGGAGAACGUGGACUUUAUUCAGACCCCGAUCAAGCGGUUCACCGAAACGGGGAUCGAGACUGUUGAUGGGAAGCAUCGCGAAGUGGACGCCAUUUUCUGCGCCACUGGAGCCCACUUCGUACCACAAUUCGAUAUCAUCGCCCGCGGAACCAAUCUCAGUGAAGCAUGGAAGCCCGAGGGCCAGUAUGGCUUCCAAUAUAGUUACCUCGGAUUAGCCACCCCUGGCUUCCCGAAUCUGCUCUUCAUAUCUGGGCCCAACGGCAGCGGUCCUUCAGGGACGGUCCCUCACGCCGUGGAAGUCCAACUCACCUAUUAUGCAAAGCUGUUGCGGAAAGUGUCGAGUCAAGGCAUCAGGACCGUCGAGCCCUCCCGACAGGCGGCAGACGACUUCGUCGAUUAUUGUGACGCAUUCUUCCCGAAGACUGUGUUGACGGAUAAUUGUAGCUCCUGGGCCAACGGGGGCAAAGCCGGUCAUAGGAUUUUCGGGGUGUGGCCUGGCAGUGCUGCCCACGUCACCAUCGUCCGGAAAGAGCCCAGGUGGGAGGAUUGGGAGUAUACCUUCCUGUCCAAGAGUCAGAAUAGAUUUGCAUACUUUGGAAAUGGCUGGACGACGAAAGAGGCAGAUCCGGAGUCGGAUAUUGCUUCCUACCUGAGAGUUCCCUCUGAAAUCGACUUGAGGGAGCUUCAUGAGAGAUGGUGGGAUUGGCCGUAG
Capronia epimyces CBS 606.96 is the source of this 1929-nucleotide messenger RNA. RefSeq lists its product as uncharacterized. The coding region runs from base 1 to 1929 and encodes 642 amino acids. The transcript has 2 exons. Lineage: Eukaryota; Fungi; Ascomycota; Eurotiomycetes; Chaetothyriales; Herpotrichiellaceae. Gene Ontology annotation, molecular function: N,N-dimethylaniline monooxygenase activity; flavin adenine dinucleotide binding; NADP binding. The record is from RefSeq and is a predicted model, not a curated record.